Peronospora matthiolae is the source of this 2910-nucleotide messenger RNA. The record is from the annotation of a GenBank genome assembly. Lineage: Eukaryota; Oomycota; Peronosporomycetes; Peronosporales; Peronosporaceae.
AUGAAGUUCCCGCUGCCGAAGAACCUCUUCCCGCCGCUCGAGCUCUCGAGUGCACAGGAGCGCGACUUCGAGCAGCUUGCGAAUACGCUCAUCAAGGCCACACUUGGCGAGUACGACCGGUUCGUCCGGCGCGACCACAAACGCGUAGACGCGCGACGCUGGAAACCCAUUCGGACGCGCGACGGCGUCUCGAUCUACCAAGAGCGCACGUCGGGCGCCGACGUGUGUCAACAGACGCCCACGAGUCUCGCACUCUAUCAAAGCACUCUGUCGACAACGAGUAGUCGACCGAGUCAACCUCAGCACCAGGCGGACCGGUCGACGGGUCUGCAGACGUCCGCCCUUUCGGCCGGCACUAGUCAAUGCGGUGUCUCGGUCAACAGCGCGUACGCCUUUGGCCCUGCGUCGCCGCGAAAGGCCAAGUCGUUCUCGGACAUGGACACGCAGGACACGAGCCUCGAUAUGACCGGGAACAACAGCUACAGCAGCUGCAACGGUGACGGUUCGUUCGAGCCGCCGCACGUCACGACCGCCGCGUUUUCCGGCACGAAACAAAACGACAACUCGGGGCUGCCGCGACUGCUUGCGGUCGGCACUUUGCGGGGGUCCCUGGACGACGUCAUGUACGGCGUCGUGUCCCCGAACGCGUCGUCCGUUCGUCUCCGGAGCUCGUACCUUGAUGAACACAUUGCCGACUGCGCGGUGCUGCGCGAGAUCAAAGGUCCGUCGGCCGCUGACCCCUUCAGUUUCCUAGGGAUCAAGUGGUUGGUUCGUGCGAAACAUCGCGGCGCGACGCGCAUCGUUCUGCCUCGGGACUUUGUCGUGCUCGAGUUCUCGGGCGUCAUGAUGCGGCCCGAUAACUCGCGCGUUGGCUUCCACCUCAUGCACUCGGUGCAGCUCCCGACGUGCCGGGAGCUCCACGAGCACCGCAUCGUGCGGGCCAAUGUCUCGAGCUGCUACAUCUUUGAAGAAACGUGCAACAACCUCGUGCAGAUGUUCAUGACGGCGUCCGUGGACCCGCGCGGACACGUGCUCGACCGAAUGGCCGUGCGGUCGGCCGCCACUGCUCUGAGUAAUUGCUGGAAGUCCGUGAGCUGUGCACACAACAAGAAGCUCGCGUUCUGUCUACAGAACGAGCGGCCGUCGGCCGCCAACGCGACCGCACUCGCGUCGUCGUAUGGCAGUCACGCACUCGGGAGUAGCUUCGCCAGGUCGUCUCGAUGUGGGAUGUCCGCGCUGCGGCCAGUGAACGAGUCGUCCGUGCACGAGACAAUGGAGCCUGUAUCCCAGCGGAGUGACUACAGUUCGACGGCCCGUCGUCGUCAAUGCGGGGUUUGCCGGGGCAAGCUGGGGAAGCUGUCCAAGACCCUUUCGUGCCAGCUCUGCUGCGACCAGAUCUGCAGUCGCUGCCGCGUCGUGCGCAAGCUCAGCAGCAACACGCUCAAUGCGCAGAUCACGCAGUCGGCCAUCGACUUUUGCAAGAAGUGCGUCGCGAGUGUCGGCGACGAGAGUGCCCUGGAGAUCGCGCGUCGAGAAUUGUGGGUCCGUACGCAGGGCCGCACGCGAUUGUCGUCGGGGGUCUCGACCACGCACGCGAGAAGCAGCUUCUCGCAGGAGAAGAGCACGUAUUCGACCGUUGUGCUGGGUCGAAGCAGUGAUACAAACAGCCGAGGCAGCGGGGCGACGAGCUGCUUUAGCUACGGCCGCGACCUGGACGGCUCCAGCCAGAGUCGGAAUCCGCAGUACGAAGAGUCGUCGCUGGGCUACUCGGUAGGUCCUCGGCUGUCGACUUCGACUCAGUUGUCGACCCCGUUGCAGCUUCCAAGCUCGUUGACUAAGCACAGGACGCGGAGCACCUUGAGCAUGAGCACGGAUCGGUUGUCGGGUGUUACCUUGCCGAACGAGUCGCUCUCACUUACGGACCUUGGCAUGGGGGAUAACAGCAAAGGAGCAGUCACUGCUGUUGUUGGUGAUGAUGCUGAUGAUGGGAAGGAGGAAGCGAGAGGAGAGGAGCCGGUCGUGCUGGAUCACCGCAUGACCCUGACUAUUCGCAGUCUCCGGCAUCUGGACUACGUCUUGUCCGUGGGGGAGCAGGACCUCGUGAACGAACUCGAGAGCGAGGACACGGAAGAUUACAGCGAGUUCGAGAGUGGUGACGAACUUGAGGGGCGGUCAAGUUACGCCUCGUCGGUGGCUGUGCUGGACGACGACUAUGAAGCGUGCGAGACACCUCGGAGUGAAGCCACACAAUCUCAGCGCGAGUCUCCGAUUGUCGAGGGGGAUGAAGGUGAAAAGCACGAGCGUGAGGCGGCUUCGGAUCCAGCGUCAUCAGGUGACAAGCAGCAGGAGGGAGAGGAGGACCCGGCAGAGCGUUGCAUGCAGGAUGGAAAGGAAGAGGUACCUGCUGAAGAGGACAACCGAACAGGUGAGCUGACUUCGGAAGGUACAGAAGUAUCGGGGCAGCAAGUAUCCGACGAUAGCCACACGUCGGCGCAAGGCGAUGGUGACGGCGGCCGAGAGAGUGAGGACGACGUCAUGUCGAUGACUCAGCUCGACCUGAAGAAGGGCAAGUCCGAGCCGGAUAUCAAGCUCACGCUGGACCUGCCGCCGCCGCGUGAGCACCGAGCGCACACGACGGUCUCGUCCGAGGAAACCGCGACGUACCAGCACCAUCUUUUCCAGCAAAUGCAGGACUUGCACAACGUCGUGGAAUCGACGUACCAAGUCGCUCGAGCCAACACGGAAGCGGCGUUCAAGAAGCGCGACAGCGGUCGCGUGGCCAAGCCUUCGCCGUCCCACGCGGCUGGCAACCUCCGUGGCGUUCGGACGUUUUCCCAGCCCUUUGCUUUCAACGUGGUGGGUCUGCGUUCAACGCGUGCGAUGACCGUCGGCAUUGGCAAGCAGUCGUAG